Molecule: messenger RNA, 305 nt
Organism: Staurois parvus
Lineage: Eukaryota; Metazoa; Chordata; Amphibia; Anura; Ranidae
Source: the annotation of a GenBank genome assembly
AUGCAGAUUGUUUCUACAAAUAUUUGUGAAAGACUGUGCAACAAGUGCAUCUGUGAAAUUUCCUUACUACUAAAUAUUCCAUGGUCAACAGUUAGUGAUAUUAUAACAAAGUGGAAGCAACUGGGAAAAACAGCAACUCAGCCACAAAGUGGCAGGCCACGUAAAAUGACAGAGUGGAUUCAGCACAAGCUGAAGUGCGCAGUGCACAGUUUUGUAGAAGUCGCCAACUGUCUGCAAAGUCAAUAGCUAAAGACCUCCAAACUUCAUGUGGCCUUCAGAUUAGCACAACAACAGCAUGUAGAGAG